Ictidomys tridecemlineatus (thirteen-lined ground squirrel) is the source of this 921-nucleotide messenger RNA. The record is from RefSeq and is a predicted model, not a curated record. Lineage: Eukaryota; Metazoa; Chordata; Mammalia; Rodentia; Sciuridae.
GAGGAAGCCACGCUCUACAGGCCGGGACAAAGCCCUCGCGUCCUCCUCGCGUCGCCAUGGCAACGCGGCAUCGGGGCCGGCCCGGAUUGGCCGGGCCCUGCGCGCGCGGGGCCUGCUGGGAGAGCACGUCCUCGCUGCAGCUCGGCCGGUUUGAACUUGGCGGGCCAGAUGCGGGCUGUGGGGCGGUGGAGUAUUGCUUCUUCCCCUCCCGGCAUCCUGUUCUCCGCGGACUGCAGUUCCGAGUCUCAGCCCUCCGUGGCCUCCUUCUCCGUCCUCAUGACGGGUCCCCGGGGGCAGAGGCUGGGGGCGGUGGCAACGUCUAUCUGUUCGUCGCCGCCGCCUCAGAGCUGCAGCAAUUCCACCAUGUCACUGUUGUCUCCCCUUGGCCACCAGAGCUUCUCGUUUGACGAUGAACAUGGUGACGGAGAGGAUGAGGAAGAUGUGGACGAAGAUACCCAUGACGUAGAGGCCGAGGUGUUGAGCCUGAGAGGAACGGAGUUACCGGGGCGCGCCAGCAGUAAAGUUGAAUCAGAAGAUAACCAAGAAGAACAGAAACAGGUGCACAUAGGAGAAAGCAGCCUGACACCAUGGGAGGUGUGGUUUGUUGGCAAAGAAAAAGAAGAACGUGACCGGCUGCAACAGAAAGCUCUAGAGUUGCAGGUAUACGUUGGUGAGCAAGAUCUUUGUCAGUGUCCUAAUGAAACUUACAGCCAAGCAGUAAUACCUGUUAUUGACAUUGAACAGAAAAGGAAAGAAAGAGAACAAAAAAUGAAUAAAGAAAUGGAGGAGAAAGCAGCAAAAGAACUAGAAAAAGAACAUUUGCAAGAAAAAGCAAAAGAAAAAUAUCAAGAAUGGUUAAAGAAAAAAAUUGCUGAAGAAUGUGAGAAGAAGAAGAAAGAAAAGGUAUUUUUAUUAAAGUAG